AUGGGUGGUUUUACAAUUGAUAGGUCGAAAACGGUACAUGUGCCUUUUCGCGGUUUUGCGGGCCCGACGAGCGUGGCAGAUAAAUUGCGCGAAUGCGAAAAGGCAGAUGCAGAGAGAGUUAGUGGGAAGAAGAUCAAGACGGUUAGGAAGUCGAGGUUCAGAGAGGAAGGAUUGGACGAUGAGGUGAUUGAGAGGGUGGAUGUUGGGAGUUUGGGAGGGGGACCUGUUGUUAUCGGGAAUGGUUUGAAGUCGAGGAGUACGUGGAGUGGAACUUCGACAGCUAUAACGGCUUCACCAGUUUCGGGACAAAAGAGAGAAAGUGAAGAAUCGCACAAUGCGUCGAGAGGGGCAAAGGCUGGUAAGACUGGGAGACCGAUAAUUGCGACUUCGAAUACACCUCCCAUGGCCUUUUCGACAAUACCGAGAGUUGCGUUACUCGCGUUCCUGAUUGCGGUGGUUGUGCCUGCGUUUGGAUAUACUGGUAGGCAGAAGAACAACAUAAAUGUCAUGAAUGGGAAUGGUGCAGAUGCAGGAGUAUUGAGGGGUUCGGAAUCUGUGGAUAGUGGAAGUAUGAUCGAGGGGAGGGCGAACAGUCCUAUAUCGAUUUGUACGAGAUGGAGUCAUAUGACUGCGAAUGUCGAUGGAACAUUAUACAUAUAUGGAGGAGAAGCCACCACGGAAAGUGGGCAAACUACGGAUACUUGGAAUAACGACUUCCUGAAACUAGACCUCACCAAAACCUGGAAAAUUGCAUCACCAGUUAUAUCAGGCCUAUCACAGCCAUCAGGACCCCCCGCGGUAGCAAUGGGCUCUCUUUGGCAUACAUAUGAUUCGUUAUUUUUAUACGGAGGGGAAUUUUCAGAUAGUCCACAAACUUCCCCUUCUGCAGUAGCGACAUGGAAAUAUGAUAUUGAGUCGGCGACGUGGACGGAAUUCUCAAAUCCACAAACGGCCGGGGGUAAUGGUUCGGAUGUUGCGCCGGCGGAUGUUCAGCGAGCGGCGGAUGGUGCGGGUUUGAGUGUCCCGGAAUUAGGAAGGAGUUGGUAUUUUGGGGGACAUUUGGAUAUGUAUACAACACCUGGAUGGUCGAAUCAAGUUACUAGGGUAUAUUUGAAGAGUCUUCUAGAGUUCACUCAUCCUGGAUAUACGAAUGAUGGAGUCACUUCAUUAGGUACCACGAACGGAGCAGGUACUGGUGGUGUAUACCGAAAUAUCACACAAGGUGGCUUGCAAGAUGAUGCUGGUUUUACGGAAAGAGCUGAUGGUGUUUUGGUAUAUGUUCCUGGUUGGGGUGUUGAUGGGAUACUGCUUGGAUUGGCCGGUGGCACUAAUGUGACAUUUACAGAGAUGAACAUUAUCGAUGUAUAUGAUAUUGCGAGCAGUACUUGGUAUAAGCAGAGCACUUUCGGUGCGACUCCUCCAAUUCGUGUCGACCCUUGCGCUGUGGUUGCCGCUGCACCCGACGGUAGCAGUUUCAACGUUUAUUUGUAUGGAGGACAAAACCUCAUACCAUAUGGUAACCAAACGCAAUAUUCCGAUAUGUGGAUUCUCACAAUUCCAUCCUUCACCUGGAUCCAAGUCGAUAUGUCCGACCAAUCUCAACCCCCGGCUCGAGCAGGCCAUACCUGUAAUCUUUGGGAUGGACAAAUUGUUGUCGUCGGUGGCUAUGUAGGAAAAGAUAUAUCCUGCGAUAGCCCCGGAAUAUACGUUUUCAAUGCAUCGUCCCUUCAAUGGAGUAAUUCUUUCACUGCUCUUUCAUCCUCCUCUCCCACCUCAUCAGACCAGGAUUCCGAAAUAAUUCAAGGGUCUAUUGGUUACACCGUCCCCGAUGUCAUACAAUUCAUUAUUGGCGGUUCAUCUCUCGGCGGUGCGACGGCCAGUACACCUGCGGCUGGCUCUGCUACUGCCGGUCCUUUGGCAACAGGCAAACCUCCCACUUUCACCGUAACACAAUCUCCAUCUACAAUCACCUCGACAUCUAUCUCAACCCCAAUAUCUUCUCCCGAGACAACUAAAAAAGAAACAAAUAAGGCGGCAAUAAUCGCAGGUGUCAUUGCUGUCGCAUUAGCUUUCCUAGCUGGGUAUCUAGCAUUUUGUAGUUGGUUGUAUAGGAGACAGUUAAAGUCAUAUAAGGAUCAUGUGGCAAUGUCUCAAAGAACAGCUUUCGUGCCCGCGAAUAGAAUGUUUAGGGGCUCGGAUGGCUCGAGUCGUGAUGGUAGAUAUGGGGAGAAAAUGUUGGGUCCGUUUGGAACGGAUAUUAGUGGGACGAGUAGGGUGCAAACUCCUAGUGUAAGGUCUGAAGGAGGUGGACUUUCGGGUUCUGGGAGUGAAGGUAGUGGAAAUGGGAAUGGGACUGGGAAUGGAUAUGAGGAUAGAGGCGGGGGGAGUGGAGCACAUGUUUAUGGGGGUGGUGUGAUGCCGGGAGGGGCUUCGUACCAGAGGAUUAGUGAGGAGGAUGAAGGAGUUGGGAGGAAAAAUGAGAGCGAGAGAGCGGGUUGGAAAGGUCAUGGGAGAGGUGCAGGGAGUGUCGGGAGUAUUAGUAGUAGUUUGGAGGAUCUCUUGGGUGAUAGGGAACCCAGUUUCUUUAAUGUGGUGAUGAAUCCGAGGAGGACGUCGAGGGUUAUCAAUAGUGAUUAG
Molecule: messenger RNA, 2637 nt
Organism: Sclerotinia borealis F-4128
Lineage: Eukaryota; Fungi; Ascomycota; Leotiomycetes; Helotiales; Sclerotiniaceae
Source: the annotation of a GenBank genome assembly